AUCCCUUAACCAUUUAAGCCGAUGGGUCAACCACCAGACUAAUACCGACUAUACGUAACAAUAGUAGCCCACUGCAUUUCAUUUUUGAGCAACGGAUGGAAACAUGGUUUUAUUUCGACCAGAGCAGUUCGAAGAGUGAAGGAGCGAAGAAAGUUUUUAGUGUUUCUCAAAUCGUUGAUUUUAUUUCGACCGCUGUCUACUGAAAGUUCGUAGUGGAGAUUUGAUGCUUUGAUCAGAAACUACUUGCAGUUAUGGAUCCAUUUUUUGAGGAUGUUCCACUAGGUUUACGCAUCAUAGAUCCUGUCCAAAUACACACAAAUGGUGACAUAAACUGUUCUUGCCGUGGAAAACUCUAUAAUCUUUUCGUAGUCUUGAAAGAAUGUCAUCGAUAUUUCGUUAAAGAAGUCAAAUGUGUUCAACAUUCGAAUCUGUUAAUGUGCUUGGGCACCACUUCUCACAAGGAUUAUGAAAUCUGGGAGGGCUAUUAUUGCAAUCUUGUUGAGUUUCUGCAAAAAAUUGAGUCUCAUCGGCCACAAAGUUCUUUUGCUGUUGAUUUUCUAAGUCAAAUUCUGACUGGUUUAGCGGGGCUCCACAAAAGAAAUUCAGCCCAUGGCAACUUGGUUCCAGAAAUUGUUGUGAUUCAAACUGAUUCACCAGUUGAUUCGCAGAAUACCAAUUUUGUAGUUAUACUGGAAGACGCUAAUACCAGCUUUAUAGUCAAACUAAAAGAUUAUGAUUUGAGUAGAGCAGGGGAGAAGGAUUUUCUAAAAGAUUUGAAAUUCUUCGGUCGAAUUCUGGAACUUUUUGUGGAUCAAUCUCGAGAAGCUUCAGAUUUGCUUUGUAGAAUCCAAGGGACCUGGGAAAACGUCAAAUACGGUUUCAGUUGACCAGGGGCAACAUCUUUCAAACCUGUUUAAAACUUUAUAUUUGGAAUCUCCAAUUCGGGUUCGAGAUCACCCGUACUUUUGGUUCCCGUUAAAGUGUUUGGAGUUCUUAAGUGUUGUGGAUGAAUUUUUACUUGUUUACUAUGAGGAAACUAAGCCAUUAAAUGAGUCGGUUGAAGAAUUUGUUAAGGAGCUUAAAAAAUUGGAAGUAGAUGAGAAGUGGAUGUACGACGUUCAUGAGACUGUUUAUGAAAAGGCAUUAAGAAAAAAAAAAAGGUCAAGCAGAUCAAGUAACUUUUAUUGGAAUUCUAAAGUGUAUCAGAAAUGUCCAUACUCAUUACGUAGCAUAUCUGAAAGAAGAAAGGAUACAAUGGGAAGAGAGACUGUUAUGAGUAUUUCAGGAUCAAGUAUCCCGAUCUUCUGAUCCAUCCAUACAGAUGUUUGGAAUUGCAUUAUGGGAAAAUGAGAAGGCUUAAUGCCAUUGAUGCCGGUUGUGAUGAGACUUUUAUGCCUUUUAUCUCAUCAGUGAUUCUUAGUUCAUAAGAAGAUUACAGUUGCAGGUAUUUACGUGUUUCAUCUGUUUGCAUGUGUUCUGAGAGAAUUUUCCUUUUCCUGUACAAUUACAGCAAUACUGAUUUCUUCCUGCAGAGAUUGGAAAAGAGCUAUUGUGAAGCGCCUCUUGAUUAUUUCAUUUAACAUAGCGUAUGAGAUAGUUUUGUUUUUGCUUAUUUGUAAAGUUGGCAAUUGGAGAGAGGUAUUUCUAGUUUUAGUGAACUCGAAAAAAGAAUUCCAGUGCAACUCUGCCUUUGAUUUCCUACUCUUGUUAAUAGCUUUCUUUCUCUCUUCUGUGAUAUGUUGUAGUUUUUCAAUGUGGAAGUAUAUAUGGAUUAUGCUGUUAACA
Molecule: messenger RNA, 1785 nt
Organism: Papaver somniferum (opium poppy)
Lineage: Eukaryota; Viridiplantae; Streptophyta; Magnoliopsida; Ranunculales; Papaveraceae
Exons: 6
Coding region: 252-887 (211 amino acids)
Source: RefSeq, a predicted model, not a curated record